GGCCGCGACCGUGUGGUUUAGAUGCUGCUUGCCGGACCUGCGGCCCCCGGGAAGCCUGCGCCGAUCACUGUGCCCCUGUUUUUCCUCCGAGUUCCUGUGACUUUCCUUGUGCUGCCCGCUCGUUGGCGCGGUGUACCUGUGGCGGCAGCUGUGGUCUGGAGACAGAUUCGUGUCCCCCGCCCUGCUCGCCCUUCUCUGAGGGAUGGGACCUAGGCACUGCCCCUCCCCGUGCCCUCAUCACUCAAAGGGAGUGGGAGUGAGUGGGAGGAAGUAACAGGAAGACCAUCUGACGUCAGCCCUUUAUGGGUGGAAGUUUCUUCUCCGUCUCCUCGUGUCUGGGACGGUUCUAUUUUGCGUAAGAACCCGCAGCACGAGUCACUGAAGGAGAGAAAUUGGACGUUCCUGUUGGCUCCAUAAGUACCUAUGGAUUAUGGCAGGGAAAGUGAAAUGGGUCACUGAUAUCGAGAAGUCGGUGCUGAUAAAUAACUUUGAAAAGAGAGGAUGGGUCCAAGUGACAGAAAACGAGGACUGGAACUUCUACUGGAUGAGUGUGCAAACCAUCCGAAACGUUUUUAGUGUCGAAGCUGGCUAUCGGCUCUCGGACGAUCAAAUAGUCAACCAUUUUCCGAACCACUAUGAACUGACCCGGAAGGAUCUGAUGGUGAAGAAUAUUAAAAGAUACAGGAAGGAGCUGGAGAAAGAAGGGAGUCCUCUGGCAGAAAAAGAUGAAAACGGGAAAUACCUCUACCUGGACUUUGUUCCGGUCACCUACAUGCUGCCCGCGGACUACAACCUGUUCGUGGAGGAGUUCAGGAAAAGCCCCUCCAGCACCUGGAUCAUGAAACCUUGUGGCAAAGCCCAGGGAAAGGGCAUCUUUUUGAUCAACAAGCUCUCGCAGAUCAAAAAGUGGUCCCGGGACAGCAAAACAUCUUCGUUUGUGACCCAGUCCACCAAGGAGGCCUACGUGAUCUCCCUGUACAUUAACAACCCGCUGCUGAUCGGCGGGAGGAAGUUUGACCUGCGCUUGUACGUGCUGGUGUCUACGUACCGCCCACUGCGCUGUUACAUGUAUAAACUUGGAUUCUGCCGCUUCUGCACGGUGAAGUACACCCCGAGCACCAGCGAGCUGGACAACAUGUUUGUUCAUCUCACCAACGUCGCCAUCCAGAAGCACGGGACUCUUCUGUUUGGAUCUUGCUUGAUUGGAGGCCUUGAGUAUCCUGGUCCUUUUUGUAUAAUUGGAGUGGAAAGAGGGGUGCAUUGCCUGGGGCCCCGUGUCCUUUCCCGUCGCCAGGAGGACUACAACCACAUCCACGGGGGCAAGUGGACGGUGAACAACCUGCGGCUGUACCUGGAGAGCACCCGAGGCAAGGAGGUGACCGGCAAGCUGUUCGACGAGAUCCACUGGAUCAUCGUGCAGUCGCUGAAGGCCGUGGCGCCGGUGAUGAACAACGACAAACACUGCUUCGAGUGCUAUGGCUAUGACAUCAUCAUCGACGACAAGCUGAAGCCCUGGCUGAUUGAGGUGAACGCGUCCCCGUCUCUCACCUCCAGCACCGCCAACGACCGAAUCCUUAAGUAUAACCUGAUCAAUGACACCCUCAAUAUCGCAGUCCCUAAUGGCGAGAUUCCAGACUGUAAAUGGAACAAAUCACCCCCGAAGGAAGUUCUUGGCAAUUACGAAAUUCUAUCAUGCACUUUCCUACACAGGCCUGGUGCGCGAAUGUUAAUGGAGAGGGGCAGCUAUGAUGAAGAGCUGGCGCAGGGCGACGGGGCUGACCGGGAGCUGAGAAGUCGCCAGGGCCAGUCGCUGGGGCCCAGAGGGGGCCGAUCGAGAGACUCGGGGAGAACCGUCCUCACAACCUGGAAGUGACCACCAGGAGGCGCAGAAGACCGCAGCCCGACCCUCCCAAAUGCUCCCCGCACCUGGGCCUAUUUUGAAAUUUCCUUUUUUCUAGAGCUUUUUUCCUUUCGUAAGCCCUGUAAAUAAAUAAAGGCACUUCUUUGAAAGGUUAA
Herpailurus yagouaroundi (jaguarundi) is the source of this 2016-nucleotide messenger RNA. It is a transcript of the gene TTLL1, whose product is annotated as TTL family tubulin polyglutamylase complex subunit L1. The record is from RefSeq and is a predicted model, not a curated record. The coding region runs from base 431 to 1873 and encodes 480 amino acids. Gene Ontology annotation, cellular component: ciliary basal body. Gene Ontology annotation, biological process: protein polyglutamylation; microtubule cytoskeleton organization. Gene Ontology annotation, molecular function: tubulin-glutamic acid ligase activity; tubulin binding. The transcript has 16 exons. NCBI's taxonomy places the organism in Eukaryota, Metazoa, Chordata, Mammalia, Carnivora, Felidae.